Molecule: messenger RNA, 294 nt
Organism: Pelobates cultripes (western spadefoot toad)
Lineage: Eukaryota; Metazoa; Chordata; Amphibia; Anura; Pelobatidae
Source: the annotation of a GenBank genome assembly
AGCCUGGCAAAGAUGCAAUAUCACACACCUACAUCAGGUUUGCACCCCCCAAGGGCCACAAACAAUGUCAACCUUACAGGCAACAUACAACAUCCCACCACAUCUCACAUUCUCGUAUGGGCAGCUAAUAUCAACAAUCAGCAACAAGGGGAUAAAAAGCCCUACACAGUCGUUCGACACCAACCACACACACUUCGAAAAGAUGUGUCUCCACCUAACACCAAUCCGCCGCACUAUCACUCACUUAUAAACUCCUUAACUCCCCAACAAAUGAGCCGGUCUGGUGCUUUAUAG